Esox lucius (northern pike) is the source of this 1700-nucleotide messenger RNA. RefSeq names its product cytochrome c oxidase assembly factor 7. Gene Ontology annotation, molecular function: protein binding. The transcript has 3 exons. Bases 249 to 938 code for a protein of 229 amino acids. The record is from RefSeq and is a predicted model, not a curated record. Gene Ontology annotation, cellular component: mitochondrial intermembrane space. Lineage: Eukaryota; Metazoa; Chordata; Actinopteri; Esociformes; Esocidae.
AGGCAGCUAAAACCAUUCAUGCUAUAGCAAAUGUAAAAGCUCAUUUUUAAUAAAACAGUUUUUUAUGCAUGUUAGACUGCUUGUCCGUUUAUGGUAUCUCUAAAUACUCGAACAUUGUUAUUAAUUCGGACCAUAGCAUAUUUCUGAAAUUAUUAGCUACCUCACCAGUUCAACAUCAAGGUCAGUUGGGUACUUUUCAACACGUGUGUUUUUCGGACUGAUUUUGAAGACACUGCUCCGUUCGAAUCAUGGCUGGGCUCAUAAACUUUGAGGAUGAAAAGGAGGUGAAACAGUAUUUGGAUAAUAUCGGUGUUGAAUUCAGCUACCAGUGUUACAGAGAGAAGGACCCUGAAGGGUGUCAACGACUUGCUGACUACAUGGAGGGAGUUAAGAAAAACUUUGAAUCUACCGCGCAGAUUCUCAAAUACAACUGUGAGGUGAAUAAACAUGGUGAAAGCUGCUACAAGCUUGGGGCUUACCACAUCCAAGGCAAAGGGGGUGUUGCAGAGGAUCUGAAGAUGGCCUACUCCUGCUUUAUGACGGCCUGCAGCGCUGGCGGUAAGAAGUCAGUUGACGCCUGUCACAAUGUGGGUCUCCUUGCCCAUGACGGUCGAGCCAUGGAGAAGGGCCCUGACCCGAAGAUGGCCCGGCAGUACUAUGAGAAGGCCUGUAUGGGGGGAUUCGCUCCGUCCUGCUUCAACCUCAGUGCCAUGUUUAUCGAGGGCUUUCCCGGCCUGAGUAAGGACAUGGGCCAGGCACUGAGGUAUGCUACAAGGGCGUGUGAGCUGGGUCAUGUCUGGGGCUGUGCCAAUGCCAGCCGAAUGUAUAAACUAGGGGACGGGGCGCCGGUAGAUGAAAAGAAGGCAGAGGAACUGAAGAACAGAGCCAAAGAGUUGCACUUUCAAGAGAAAGAAAGGCAGCUCAAGUUUGGGGAAUGAAUGGGUCGCUCAGAGGAAAGUCAGUGAAAUUAAUCUAUAUCGUACCAAAUGGUUAAUGUGUUUAUGAGAUGAGCAGGUUCAGUAGGGCAUGCCUUUGUAUUGUUUGGGUGUGAGCCUGACACAAUACAUAGACAUGUCUGCUUAGUGCUGGUAAAUGUUUGAAGAAUGAUUCUCUAACUUUUCUAUGAUUGGUUUAUCCUGUUAUACAUUGUUAUUUCUUCUCGAUGGAGGACUUACUUAUUUUGUCAAUCCUUAUGAGAUUGUUGAUCUAAAUAUGGAUGACAUUUUUAGUAGGCAUAUCUGCCGAAGCAUUGAGAAGAACUAGAUUGAAUAAAAAUCUGUUUAGAAUAACACCUUAUGGACAGCUUAUUAUUACCUGGGGGAGGUCUUGUCCAAGUCCAGAUGUCUUUUUUUGUUUUAACACAACCCUAUCCAAUGUAAAUGUUUUUUUUCCCCCACGUGACCCCCUGUUCUUGACUUCACUACUUGAGUAUGCCAUUAAGGGUUACAGGCCAGAAGGUUGAGGAUUUGACCACCAAGGAUGAGCUAACUCUCCUGCCUUUUUUAUUAAACUAGGAUCAGAGCCAGCUGCAGAUAAUGAUCACCAAGACGAAAUGCAAUAUCCAACCUUCUGAUGCUAUAUUUAAGCAAUAAGGCCUCAUUAGUAUCCCGAAUGCUGAUGGGCUUUUUAAAGUUACCUAAUCAAAUGAAAACAUUGUGAAUGGCUGGGUUUGUGCCAAACAUUAAAGUUGACAGACUAGA